This is a messenger RNA of Didymodactylos carnosus, 783 nucleotides long. The record is from the annotation of a GenBank genome assembly. NCBI's taxonomy places the organism in Eukaryota, Metazoa, Rotifera, Eurotatoria, Philodinida, Philodinidae.
AUGGUUGAAAGUGAAAAGAGAGAAGCCAUCCUAGUUCUAGGUGGUGCAUUCAAUCCUGUGCAUACCCAACAUAUAGCUCUAUUAGAAGCAGCAAAAACGGAAUUAGAAUCAAAUGGUAAUUUCAAAAUUAUUGGCGCAUAUUUAGCUCCUGCUUCCGAUAAUUAUGUAGCUCAUAAGUUGAAAUCACGAAUACCGUUAGAAAAAACACUUAAACUUGAGCAUCGCCUUCAAUUAGCUAAACUAGCCAUUCAACAUGGUGAAUUUGAAUGGAUAGCAAAAAGUCCAUUUUCAAGCGAAUUAUUGACGAGACAUUAUGGAUCUGCUUAUGAACUCGGAACAAGAUUGCAAAAUAUGUUAACUGAGGACCACAAAGUAGAAAUAUUAAUAAUUGCAGGAGGCGAUCGAAUUGUUAAUAAACAAGGUAUUGCAAAAUGGAGAAAAUCGCCAUCAUCUAUUAACGCAAAAACGGUUUGUAUUCAACGGCAAAAUGACAUAAGGACAACAACAACUGUGAAAACUCUUGUGGAAAUAUGGAAUGAGGAUUUGAAAUUAGGUUUAAUACAAUCGCCCGAUCGUUAUUUGAUUAUAAAUACACCUGUUGCACCAGUUAGUUCGACUUUAGUUCGAUUCUAUAUGAAUAGAUGGCAUGCAUCGACAAAUGAAAGCGAAAAAGAGGAAAUUGAACAUGAAAUUGUCACCGAAAAACGUUUGCUGAACUUCGAUGUAAUGAAAUACCUAAAAGAUCAUGAGAAUGAUCUGUACCUUCCACCAGAAAUAAAAUGA